AUGUGGACCCGGCAAGACUUCUCGGAGUUGAACAAGCGCAUUGACGCUGCUAGCAAGAAAUACAAGAGGGCCAAAGCUGCGGCUGUGCCGCGGCCUGCUCCUGUGGUGUCUCGGUGCAGGCCUGACAAUUCUGUUUGUGUAAUGGUUUACAUCUUGGCAGGGCGCUUGGCUGGAGUUGCAGCCGAUUUUGUUCUGGGUCGUGGGUGGGGGCACAGGUGGCAGAGGAGAGGCCGGCGCAGGUUUGAGCAAUGCAGCGACAGAAAACAUUUGUUAGCAGACGUUGAGGAGGCUUACGCGCAAGCGCCUGUGUCGGCUGUGGCUGCGUUGGCAAAAGACCCGUUCAGUCAUUUUGAAUUUGAUGAAUUGUUGUGUGCUCACAAGUACGUGAUGGAACACCGGCUGGCGGCCUGGAUUGCUGUCCAAAACGUAGAGCAUUCUGUUGCGCCAUCUCGGGAACAAGUGCUAGCGCAGAUCCCAAUGCACAUUGCUGAGGAAGCCCCUCCGAAAAUUCGAAAAUGUUUGUGCAGCUUGGCCUCUGGUGCUCCAAGGAAGCAGCGGAAGUGGUUGGCCAGGUUUCGAAGGCGAUGGGGCUGUAGCUUUGGUGUUCUACGACCGCAAGAUUAUGUACCAGUGGAGGAGCGAAGAUCUAAGGCAGCCGCGUUUUUUCGUUGGGUGAAUCUUGCUUCCAGGGAAGCUUCUGCAGACAGACCUCCCCUUUUCAUCAACAUGGAUGAGACCGCGCUUGUGCGCAUGGAUGAGACCGCGCUUGUGCGGCAUCCCACAUGUAUCCGUGGUUACGUGGCCAAGUUCUCUGCUUCUCAGCAGAAAGCAGUGGACCGUGCAACCUUGGGUGAUCGUCGUACCUGCAUGUCGUAUUUCGCUUGCGUAACUCACGACGCUGGAGUCCAAGGGCAACUCCCUCAAGUCGUUCUGGGAAAUGAGCGUCAAGUAAGCAAGGCUUUGUUGGACACUAUCGCCGGCAAAUUGCCUGCUAACAUGGUCUGCUGGCGGUUGAAGUCGUCGUGGAAUUCACAUGAGACCAUGAGGAAGUGGCUGAGUUUACUGGCCAAGUCACUGGGGAACCUUGUUCGUGACAGAACAGUAAUUCUGCUGGUGGAUGUGAACCCAUCGCAUAUACACCAAUCCAUUUUCGUGCAUGCCCGGCGAUGUGGCAUUCGACUGGUUUAUGUGCCAGCAAAAUUGACAGCCUACCUCCAACCCUGUGAUACUCAUGUGUUUGCCAAAUUUAAGCGUUCGUUCCGGGACAUUUGGCGAGAACGGCGAUCAAAUUUGCCUGGUGGUGUUGUGACCGACCUUUGUUGGCUGGAAAUAGUUUUUGAAGCUAUUCAGACCGCGUUAGCCACGGCAAGUUGGCGGGGCGCCUUCCUAUCCACCGGAAUUCUAGAACAACAACGGCGCGUUUCCAACCGCCUGCGUGGUGCUUUCGGGUUUGCUCGUGGUGUGGAGUUUGGAGACAAUCCCUUGACCGCAGAGGAAGCUAGCGCCAUCUUCCCUAAGCGCAGUAAAGCGGACCAUCUUUCAUAUGUUCUGUGGCAACCCAAAAGCCACAGGCUCCAAAAAGAGCGUGGGCAAGUUAGGCCUGGCCCUGUCACCCCACCUAGUUCACCCAAGCGGCGGAAGCUACCUCCAACCUUUGGAGCAGCGCCGCGCACCAUUGAUUGA
Durusdinium trenchii is the source of this 1683-nucleotide messenger RNA. The record is from the annotation of a GenBank genome assembly. Lineage: Eukaryota; Dinophyceae; Suessiales; Symbiodiniaceae.